GCAAAUGCUGGCUGUCCCGUCAAAGACUUCAUAUUCCAGAUACACUGUGCUCUUGCUAUCGAUGCCAUUCACACUCUAUCCGAAGAGGUUGCAAAUCACUCAAAUCAAUACGCUCAGGUUCUCGUUGAGAACAUGAGCUCACUGUCUAGCAGUAUCCUGCUAUGUGUCACUUCACAGGAUACUCCUCAACCUUGAGGCAAAAUACAACAACAAACCUGAAGAGUAGGCGGAUACAGCACCAGGUUGUGGAGGGACCUUAACCUAUUCACGAACACGUUGACUAAUUUGCAUUUCACUCGAACUAUUAAUAUCCAACUCUUUUCUUUUCCAACCCAGAUCUGUUUUUUUGCAUUCUCCUUUUUGUCAAGUGACUCGGUUAACACAACAAACAACCCCUUCGCUCUGCAACUUCAGCGCCGUUUUGCUAAGGUAGCGACACUUCAAGAUGCCCCUCCUUAUGGCUAGACUCGCUUCGAGUCCAACCUCGCCCAAUAAUUAUUCAUUGCGCACUCCUAUGAUACAGAGGGGCGCGGAGAACAACCUCAUCGUUUCUACUCCGAGCCAGGGCACUGGUCAGAAUCAGCAAACUUCGGCUUCCAGCCAACUUCAGGCAAGCCUCCCACCAAGCAACUCUAUGGCCAGCCGUGAUCCUGCUUUAGCGUCGUCGGGCGUUCAAGACCAUAUGGCUUUCAUGGCUGAGCCGGACAUUUCGACUCCUGCCUCUGCGACUCUUCAGCAAGACAAUGUAUUGUCUGGUGUGGGUCAGCCAAUGGUAGAUCAGCCACUGCUUGUCAUCCCCAAUACCGUGGGCCACAUGGUAUUUCAGCCAUUGCCAGUCGUCCCCGUUGACAUGGGCCCGAUGUUCUUCGAGGAAGGCUGUCCGUGUCCUGGUUGUCAGCAGUGGAUCGCGCAACAGAGGCAACAGAUCAAUGACCUGACCCGUCACGUCGACGGCCUUGAAGCCUCGAUAAGACCCGCCGGUCCCCCGGCGAUUCACUCGACCAAGAAGGUCUUGAUCACCAACCUUCCCAGCGAAAUCCUCAACAUGAUUGUGUCGUAUGUCAUGGGCGGUGUUCACGAGUGGCAUUAUUCUCCGCCAAAGUUCCCGCUUUCCGCCCUAAUAGAAGGCCAGCAGCAGGGCCAGCCAGACGGUCAUGCAUACACUCAUGCGCAACACGAGGGAAAACGUUGUGCCGGUUCUUUGACCGACGAGAAGCUUCAUGGUCUUUCUCAGACAUGCAAGCGAUUUCGGGAUCUUUGCGUUGCCUUUGGGGCGCACGAUUACCUGCAAAUUUGGACAGAGUUUGAUGAGUUUUUGAAAGAUGAUUUCACGCGGCUCUCCGAGGCCAACCGCAAUUCCGGGAUUAUCUCAAGAGUGAAACAUUUGAUUAUUAGCCCCCCUCCAAAUGGUCGUGCUUACGUGAGCCGCCCAAACAAGUGGAAUGGUUGGGGAGAAGCCGGCCGCUUCGAUUGUGUCCGUACAGUCAUCGCAGGCAUGGACAAUCUUGUCUCACUUGAAAUUUCUUCGUCCAAGAAAUACGACACGCUGAGAAAUGCUUUCAAGAAUCGCACCCUUCCUACCGUUAGGAGCAUCACGCUGGACUCUCUUGCUCCUCUCAUGGGAACCCUCAUCCGCUCCUUCCCCAAUCUGCGUGUUUUGAGGAGCCGUUCCACAGGCGUAUGGGACCGUCCGGACAAUGAAGUUUUCAAAUCGCUCCAGAGCUCGCAGUUUAUCGAGACAGCUUGUUUCCUCGGAACAAGAGGCAUCAGAACAAGUCGUCAACAUCGAACCCCUCAGUACGCUGUAGAGGGUCUCUCUCAACUUAAGCAUCUGUUUUGGGAGUUCAGCGAGCCUCAUUGCCAGGCUGAAGAUACCAACAUGAUCGAAGCCCUCAGGGCUCACAACAACAUCAGGAAGUUCACCGUGCUCAGGCACGCCUCUAGACCUCCACCUGACUUUUCGCAGGUCUAUGACGAUGAUACGACCGUCGCAAAUCUCUACUUUGAUCGCAUCCCUCACCUUGAGGAGAUUGGCAUCUGCAGAGCCAAGGACAGAUACGGCUAUGGCCAUGCUGAUAGCGGCACGGUCUUUGUCAGGAUCAAGAAACAGGUUCAAGCAGUCAAACCAGCCGCCAAAGAGGACGGCGACGGAUCAAACAACAAAGGGGGGGAAGAGAAAGAGAUCAAGAACGACAAGAACAACAAGACGGCGAUGACCCCAACCCCGGAAACCAUCACCCUCGAAAAGAGGAAGGUCUUGCGAAUCUACAACUACAGACAAAGCGACGAGUAUCGCAUCAAGCAACUCGAGCUGGGUCACAUUCCGCGCACACCUGACCGCUACCCCAGCCCGGGAAUUGCCCGCGAUCCGGAGUACUCGAUGUUCGAGCUCGAGUGGAGGUGGGCGAGACACCAAACUCUGAAGGAGAUGUACGAGCGCGAGGCGGCUGAGGUUGCAGAAGUCAAAGCUUCCGCUACAAAGGCUGCGAAGGCCAGCGCUGCGGCUGGCAUUCCCCAUGUACCUGUGGUGGAGGGUAUUCCUGCUGUUGCAACCGUGGCUGGCUCAACUUCUUCCACUUCUUCCGUGUCCGGAGGUAUUCCGGUCGCCGCUGCCCAUCACGGCAUAGCCGUACCCCCUUCCAUCUUUGGAGGUGCUGCCGCUGUCGCCAAUCUUCGUCCUAACGAGGCCGCCUCUCGGAGCAUUGACAAAGCUACUAGCAGCUCGAACUCCUCCUCUUCUACUUGAUUUAUCUUCUCAGUCCCUCAUAGCGCGCUAGCGGCUGGCAUUUCACUUCAAGCUGGAAAACAGGUGCUCCAUCAUUUCCUUAGGUAACUCGUCUGCAUCUUCAUCUCAAGAUGAUGGGGGCUUCCUGGCAAGGAAUCAUCCAUGAUGGACAUAAAGAGGCAGAGACCCAAAAAGCGGACCAUUGACGCGAUGCAAGUUGGAAGAAGAAGUAUUGUACAAAGUAGAGCUACGAACAAAGAAUCUGGUCGAAGAGCACGAAGGAACAUAGUAAACAGGAACAGAAAGGCAAAGAGUAUGUACAAAUACAACAACAAAAAGCUUAAAAUAGAUGGAAAUGAGAAAUAAGAAAAAGUAAAGAGAAC
Molecule: messenger RNA, 3108 nt
Organism: Neurospora hispaniola
Lineage: Eukaryota; Fungi; Ascomycota; Sordariomycetes; Sordariales; Sordariaceae
Exons: 4
Coding region: 446-2746 (766 amino acids)
Source: RefSeq, a predicted model, not a curated record